UCUUUCCAUUUCCCCUGACAACCGGACGUCUCUUAUAGAGGACCCCGCACAGGGUUUGUCGAGGCGUUCAUUCAAUCGGUUUGCAUACACCGACCAUUUUCUGUGUUUUAUUUAAUUAGCUAAAACGCUGAUAUGAGGCUGUGUCUCCUCUUUGUGGUUACUCUGGUGUCUCUGGCUCCGGCAGUUCGCGGCGGUGACAAAAAGAAGCUUCAAAUUGGCAUAAAGAAAAGAGUUGACAACUGCCCCAUCAAGUCCCGUAAGGGGGAUGUGUUGAACAUGCACUAUACGGGAAAGCUGGAGGAUGGAACAGAGUUUGACAGCAGCAUUCCAAGGAACCAGCCAUUCACCUUUACUCUGGGUACUGGACAGGUCAUCAAAGGCUGGGACCAGGGUUUACUUGGAAUGUGUGAGGGGGAGAAGAGGAAACUUGUCAUCCCGUCAGAACUUGGAUAUGGAGACAGAGGAGCACCCCCUAAGAUCCCAGGUGGUGCCACUCUCAUUUUUGAAGUGGAACUGCUCAACAUCGAGAGGAGGUCUGAUUUAUAGUGAACAACAAACAAAAGCUGCUUGUUUUAGUCAGUGGGCCCUACCUUAACUAGUAGUGUUGACUACUCACACAAAAACCAACACAGAGGGUGGCCAUUUUUCUUUACCGGAGAUAGAGUAGAUCAAAAACAGUUGAAGACCCUGCAAAAUAUACAAACUGUUCAGCUAUGACCAUGGGUUAAAUUGGGAUUUGGGAUGUGGAUUAGCCCUACUUUCAUGUGGUGGUUAGUGCCAGUUGUAACCAAGAUGUGAACCUACCUCCUAGUGGAAGUAUGGGAGCCCAGAUCCACCUAGGUGUCAUUUUGACCAUACGUAAAGGAGUUCUGCUCCCAUUGGCUUCGGCCUAAAUUAACCCCUGAAUGUAACAUAGCGUUACAAUGAUACCUGCUGUGAAUUUUAACUCCUAUGCCUUAAAAAUAAAAGUUUGGGCAAGCAAAUAUUUAGUUCAGUAUUUAGUUGUUUUUCUGAAUGUUAUGCCAUGACCAACUUUAGCUCUUUCACUUUUUAUAAUUUCUGGUAAUUUACCAGGCUGAUUCAGGGAACAGGUCGAACAACAUGUGCUAUAUUAGUAGCGCAAGAUAAGCCGUGGUUCACUAUAACAGGUUUUAGAACUCUAUCAAUGGGAUAACUUUUUUGUUUUGGAAUUCAUUUAACUACAUUGGUUUACAAUACCUGAACAAUGAUAAUGUUCACAUUAUACCAAUUAAAGAUUUUGAUUUUCAA
Messenger RNA from Esox lucius (northern pike), 1269 nucleotides. It is a transcript of the gene fkbp2, whose product is annotated as FKBP prolyl isomerase 2. The coding region runs from base 133 to 546 and encodes 137 amino acids. Gene Ontology annotation, biological process: protein peptidyl-prolyl isomerization. The record is from RefSeq and is a predicted model, not a curated record. NCBI's taxonomy places the organism in Eukaryota, Metazoa, Chordata, Actinopteri, Esociformes, Esocidae. The transcript is spliced from 6 exons. Gene Ontology annotation, molecular function: peptidyl-prolyl cis-trans isomerase activity.